ACCCGGAAUUCCCACGGGAAACUUUUUAAGGCGAAGCGAAACGCGCGUGAACAGCUAGUUCAAAAUAAGAUCUCAAUGGUGGAAGUGGGGUGCUAGGUAUUUGUCGAGACGUUUCUUUUGGAGAACCCGCGGUAUAAACCCACUCUUAUCACACGCAAGUUAUACGUAAGUUCGAAUAUUUCUGGAUUGAACGAGUCUUGCUAUAUUAUCAUCGUGUUGUUUGACCUGUCACCCCCCUGGGAGAUAGCCGGUCGAUUCACAGCGUCAGUUUCAUUAAUAUCUCUUGUUUCGAAGUGUUUCCAAGUGUUUUAACGUUGUUGAGUUUUCCUGGCGGUUUAUUUGGAACCUAUUGAAAAUGGAAGCAGCCAUGGACAUAGAAAAUGCCAACUGCAAGCUGCGGGUCUCUCAGUGUACAGACAUGGAGAUAUUGCCCAUAGAACGACCGAUCAAGGUUGACAGAGAGAUAGACGGACUAGAGAAGCUGGUGGCAGAGCUACACAGGGUGUUCUCCCACGACCACGUCAACGUACAGGAUGUGCAGAAGCUGAUGACCGGCUACAGCAGCGACCCCAAGCACUGGAAGAAGUACGCCAAGUUCGACCGGUUCCGCUACACCCGCAACCUAGUAGAUGCUGGUAAUGGAGCCUUCAACAUCAUGAUCCUGUGUUGGGCCGGCGGCCACGCGUCCGCUAUCCACGACCAUGCGGACUCGCACUGCUUCAUGAAGAUGCUGAGCGGCAGCCUUGAGGAAGUCAGAUACGACUGGCCAGACAACGUACAGCCGGAGGUGUUAAAAAAACUAAAGAGCACAACAAAAGCCCGCAGAAGAUGCUGUUCAGAAAGCGAAGACAAAUACCUGAGCAGCAAAAUGAACGCACUCAACAUGAACUGUCAAAAUGACAGCUGUCACAAUUUUGGCGGAAGCAUAGACAACGAUCAUGCUGAGAACGGAAACGGAAAUGUGGAAAAAGAAAAUGGAAGCCAUUGCAAAAAUGGAGAAGAUCGCCACGAGGUCUACGAAGCACAAAACAUGGUAGAAAUUGGACGCACUCGGUUAGAAGUUAACGAUGUCUGCUACAUUAAUGACGCGCUCGGCCUCCACCGCAUGGAGAACCCUUCGCACGUGGAUGCCGCCGUCUCCCUCCACCUCUACUGCCCGCCCUUCGACAGCUGCCGAGUCUUCGACGCCAGCACCGGCAAGCCCACGCAGGUGUCUGUGACCUUCACCUCUAAGUUCGGGAAGAGGAUUAAGAGGAUGGAUGAAGUAAUUGAAGUAGCCGACAGUCAACAGUGAUGUAGAUGACGAUUGCCAUGGACUGCAUAAAUAUUUCGUAUACGCUAGUGGCAUAAGAAAUUAUAUUUAAUACUAAUAAAUCUUACUGAUCUAUACGGAAUA
This is a messenger RNA of Plutella xylostella (diamondback moth), 1396 nucleotides long. RefSeq names its product cysteine dioxygenase type 1. Gene Ontology annotation, biological process: L-cysteine catabolic process. Gene Ontology annotation, molecular function: ferrous iron binding; cysteine dioxygenase activity. The record is from RefSeq and is a predicted model, not a curated record. NCBI's taxonomy places the organism in Eukaryota, Metazoa, Arthropoda, Insecta, Lepidoptera, Plutellidae.